Trichomonas vaginalis G3 is the source of this 655-nucleotide messenger RNA. RefSeq lists its product as uncharacterized. The transcript has a single exon. NCBI's taxonomy places the organism in Eukaryota, Parabasalia, Trichomonadida, Trichomonadidae. The annotation marks the transcript as partial. The record is from RefSeq and is a predicted model, not a curated record.
AUGAUUAAACAACAGCAACCACAGCAACUUAAGGCACAAAGCACCCAGGUCCCUCAGACCAUUACAUACGCCAUAUAUGCAUAUAAUUCAAAGACGGCAGAACAAACGCAAAGGUUGAAAUAUGGAGAUUUGGAGAUAGUAUUGAAAAAUGACCAUUUCGAAUUCGUUUGCAAGGGUGGUGCAGUGAUAUCAAAUAUAAAAGAAAUUUUAUUUAUGAAUUCAAAAAUUAAAGGUAUAACGGAUGAUAUAACAUCAAUUCCACCAGAAGAACAGAGAUAUUACGCAUUAAAUGCAUUUCCUAAAGUUUUGAAGAUUGGAAGAUUUAAUUUAAAUGAGGAAUUCAUAGAAGGUUUCCUAAAUGACAUAAUGAAGAAGGCAGAUAAGGAAUAUGUGGAUAGUGAGUUAAUGAAGAAGGCAAAUUUGGUUUAUGUUGAUGAAAAAGAUAAUGAAAUUAAAGAAAGGGUUGAAUGGUAUCAUGAAUGGACAUCAAAGAUUUUAAAAACUAAAGCCGAUACAGGAUGGGUUUCAGGAUGUUUAGACCUUAAAGCGGAUAAGGAAUAUGUUAACGAUGAGUUAAAUAAGAAGGCAGAUAAGGAAUAUGUGGAUAGUGAGUUAAAUAAGAAAGCUAAUAUAUCAUUUGUUAAUGAAGAAAUAA